AUGAAAGCAAAAGUGACUACAGUGUUCUAUUUGUUAUUUUGCACGACUGUUAUUGCAGGGACAAUAUUCAAUCAAAAUGAGAUCAAAACGGAAAAUAAAAAACGAGACAAUGCAAUUGAUGUAUCAGAUUUUUCAAUCUAUUACAAUGUCCAUACAAAUGAGACAAUAAGAAAAAUGAUGCCAAGGCCGUGGUACAGACCAGGCUGGCGUCUCCGACUUCCAUUUACAGGUGGACCAUGCGAAUGCGAAGGAAUGAAAUGUACAUGCUGUACCGGCAUUCGAAUUGAAUCCUUCGAUUUCGAUAGGCGCACCUGUGUAAUAUUAAAGUAUGAGCCUGGGGAUGCCACGAUUAAUUUAGAAGUUAAAAUGAGCAACAACAGCGUUUACGUACAAAUGUUUAAAGCGAUUAAUCCACCGCCUUUCUGCGUGCCUAUCCCGAUACCAUACCUACCACCUGGCCUCGUUGAUAUGUGUAUCAGAAUUUUCGAUGUCUCUAUUAUACAACAGAAGUUGCACGUUUGCAUGGAUAUAGACACUAGAAUUGGUAUGGCACCCGUCUUGAUUUUACAUUUUGAUUGCAUGGAUAUGGGAAUAAAUGGCGUUAGUCUAUCAAAACCAGGAGACAGUAAUAAUCCAUCAAAUACGGUCACUGAUAUGGACACUAUGGAUACAUUAGAACCGACCCAGGUUAACAGUGAUGUUUAUGACCCCGUCACCGAGGCGCCUAAUUACGUUACACCGAAAGCAAUUUUCAAAAAUAGUAUAAGUUAUAUCUGA
This is a messenger RNA of Parnassius mnemosyne (clouded apollo), 777 nucleotides long. NCBI's taxonomy places the organism in Eukaryota, Metazoa, Arthropoda, Insecta, Lepidoptera, Papilionidae. The record is from the annotation of a GenBank genome assembly.